This is a messenger RNA of Nanorana parkeri, 1638 nucleotides long. It is a transcript of the gene OPTN, whose product is annotated as optineurin. The transcript has 13 exons. Gene Ontology annotation, cellular component: Golgi apparatus; nucleus; cytoplasm. Gene Ontology annotation, molecular function: K63-linked polyubiquitin modification-dependent protein binding. Bases 5 to 1582 code for a protein of 525 amino acids. Gene Ontology annotation, biological process: regulation of canonical NF-kappaB signal transduction; Golgi ribbon formation; protein localization to Golgi apparatus. NCBI's taxonomy places the organism in Eukaryota, Metazoa, Chordata, Amphibia, Anura, Dicroglossidae. The record is from RefSeq and is a predicted model, not a curated record.
AGAAAUGGCCACCCAGGCUCAAGGGUGCGAAUUGGUGAACGGGCACCUAGAUGUCUCUCAAUAUAAUCUGUUAUAUAAUAGAAAUGAGACAGAGAUGCUGGAACAGAUUAGGCAAUUACUUGGAGAAAACAACAAGCUCAAAGAAGCCAUGAAGCAGAAAAGUCAGGAAAUGAAGGAGCGCCUUGAAGAGCUUUUAAAAAGAGGGGAACAAGGACGGGGUGAGCUUCCAGAAUUUAGACAGCGUGCACUUGAACUGAGUAAGGAGAAUGAAUUGCUGAAGAAAGAAAUUCAGCAUUUAAAGGAGAAACAUCUGCACACACAGAGUGAAGAGGAGAGCCUGAAACAUCAGAAGGCACAGAUUGUACGUCUUCAGACAGAGAAGGCUGAUCUGGUUGGAAUCAUUUCUGAGCUACAAGUGAAACUAAGCAGCUAUGGCUCCGAAGACUCAUUUGUUGAGAUCAGGUUUGCAGGAAAAGAAACUGAAGCAGAGGUGAAGGAGAGAAAGGCAGAGGGUGACCCAUCAGACCCGGAAAUGAUUACAUAUAGGACAACAUCUACCAAUGAAGAGAGCUAUGGCAAAGAAUCGGAAGAACUGGCAGUCAGCAAACUUCUUCAUAGCUUGCGUGAGGAAAGUGAAAAGGUAGAACGAUUUCAGAGAGAGUUGGCAAAUGCAAAUGAUAGACUGGCAAAUCUUGAAAAUAAAUCAUCACAUUACAUACAUAAGGAAACAGAAACUGAUCCAAUAGUGGAACAAAAUGAUGAAGACAGACAAGCUGCAGAACUUCUGAAUAAGGAGGUGGAGAUGCUAAAACAGAAAGUAGAAGUGCUCAAUAAAGAACUUUAUGAGACAAAUGAAAAGUUAAACGAGGCUCAGAAGAUUAAGAAUAACCUGCAAGACAGAUAUUUGUCUCUUGAUAAGAAACUUGCAGAUAACCAGGUUGAAGUAGAUGAGAGACAGACGCUUCUAUAUUCUGUCCAGACAUUGGAGCUCCAAGUGGAGAGCUUGAAGUCGGAAAUCAGAAUGGAGCAGAGCAAAACUAAAGAACAAAAGAGGCUGAUGUUGGCUCUGCAGGAAUCGUCUGACAAACAGAAAUGUGACUACGAGUUGUUGGUAAAGGCGGAGGCUGAGAAAGUGCCCAUAGCUCAGUUUACACAAUUAUUGGGAAAGCUGAAUGCAUGUGAGAAGGCACUGGCUAAAAAACAGCUAGAGAUUGAUGAGCUGAAGGAAGAAGUCGGCAAACACAAGGAAGAUGCUGAGACAAUGUCAGUUCUCAAAGCUCAGAUCGAGCUCUACUGUUCUGAUUUUCAUGCAGAGAGAGAGGCCAGGCAAACUAUUCAUCAAGAAAAGGAGGACUUGGCAACACAGCUAGCACUCAUGUUAGACGAAAAUGAAUCCCUAAAGGGAAGACAGUCCAUAGAGCAGCUUCAGAGACGCCAUGUGCCUUCAUCAGAAGGUCCUCACCUGCAGCCAAGAGGAGCACAGAACUUGGAGCAGCUAAGUGUACAUAUGUGUCCUAAGUGUGAAAAGGUUGUACCAGAUAUGGACACACUGCAGAUUCAUGUCAUGGAGUGCAUCACUUAGACGAACGCUGCUGAGCGCAUCAGAAAAAUGAAACUGUAAUAAUGUUUGAUCUGUCU